This is a messenger RNA of Chaetomium globosum CBS 148.51, 1077 nucleotides long. RefSeq lists its product as uncharacterized. Gene Ontology annotation, cellular component: mitochondrial outer membrane. The transcript has 3 exons. The record is from RefSeq and is a predicted model, not a curated record. Gene Ontology annotation, biological process: protein insertion into mitochondrial outer membrane; mitochondrial outer membrane translocase complex assembly. NCBI's taxonomy places the organism in Eukaryota, Fungi, Ascomycota, Sordariomycetes, Sordariales, Chaetomiaceae. Bases 1 to 1077 code for a protein of 358 amino acids.
AUGUCCGACAUGUCCGACAUGUCCUCCUCCGACAUAAUAAUGACGCCCUCCGCAACGUCAUCCUACAUCCUCCCAGACGCAUCGCGGUCCUCCUCCCCCGAUGGCCGCCGGGACGAGGAUGUAGACUCGCUCUCGUCGCUCUCCACCAGCAUCCUCGACUCGGAUUCCUCCGACUUAUCGGAUGCGCAGCGGGAAUGGGAAGCCAGCCUGGAGCAGCUGCAGCUCCUGCUGACCAUGAUCGUCAUGCCGUUCGCGGGGAAGUUUCUAGGGCGGAAGUUUGCGUACUGGAGCUGGGCGAGAUACAUGGAAUGGAUGCACAACGUCGAGAUCCGGUGGACAAGCAAGGGGGCGUUCAAUGCCGCCGGCGCCGCCGAGGCUGCAGCAUCUCGGCCCGGACCGGAUGCUCCCACCGCCACGACGGAAACCAAGGAAGCUCAAAACCAGCGCCGCCGCAAACGUCGCAAACAGGAACCACAUAAAAACAGUGCUAGCCUGCACCUCACGACAACGCUUAUGAUCGUCCCCACUCCCAUACGCAAUCCAGUCACCCGGCUGUUUGCUCGUGUCGGCGCAGUUGACGACCUUCAGCUUGGCGGCCAGCACGACGGCGCCGAUAAAGGUGAAGAGCGUGGCCAGGGCAUCCGCGCCGAGGUGGACGAGCAAGGGGAGGGCGAUGCGCUCGACGAGGCCCGUGGCGAGGCCGAGGAGGGCUGCGAGCCAGGAGAGGACCACGACGAACAUGGAGAAGUUGAUGGCGGCGGUGGCGGAGCCCGCUGCGUGCAGGUUGCUCGCGAUGAUGUUGCCGAUGAGGCCGGUGAGGAUGAUGAUGAAGAGGAGCUGGGUCGCUCGGAGGAUGAGUUGUAUCCUUUCCAUGGCGGCGGUUUGGGUCGAGGUAGUUUGAGCGUGCGGAGAGGGUUGUCAAGGUGGCGGGGUUCGUUCCUGGUGGGGAGAUGCGCCCAGUUCUGUUGGAUGUGCGGUUUGCGGGAAAUUGUUGAUCUUUGCGACUGCUGUGGCUCUGAUGAAGAAGGUACUUGGAGAAAAACCGACAAUAUUCUGCUGCCCUGGCAAUGUUGGUGA